CACGCAAGGGGGACGCUGGAGCAGGUGGAGCGGGCAGGCUGCGCACUCCAAGCACCCCCAGCAGGGGGGAAGGAAGAGGGUCAGGCACGCGGAGGAUUUUAGGACAGCAGGAGGCUGCGUUCUCCUGCAGUCGCAGGCAGCCCGCAGGGAUCUGCCCGUGGGCUCUCCCUUUAUUCAAACGAGCUUUCGCAGGGCUCCUCUGUGAGCAUCAGCCUGCAGAGACAGGCAGCUUCCUUACGGGAGGGAAGCACAGGCACGUCCAGGGCCGACAGCACAGGUGUCAAGGAGAUGGAUCCCAGCCCCGGCGGGCGCAUCCCCAGCUGCACUCCAGCAGGUCUCCAGGGCUGCAGUGCCGGCAGUUGCCGGCAGCCUCAGCACGGCGGUGAGCUCACAAGGGAGCGCUGAUGUCACAGCAGCGGCUCUGAUGUCACAAGCACCCAGGUGCCCCGCAGGCUGUGAAAAGCAAGCGCACUGCCCCUGCUGCUCACUGCGCACAGCGGCGGCAGCGGCGGCAGCGAGGACCACAGACGUGGCACGCGGCGGCAGCAAGCAGCGGCAGCAGUUUGGGGGUGGUGCGAGAGCAGGAGCCAUGGCCCUGAGCCACCACCUCCUCCUCCUCCUCCUCCUCUUCGUGGCCCUCCAAGCCAGGCCUCUCCACGCUGCUCCACUGCGAGCGUGGGGAGCAGAUGGGGGUCACGCAUUGAGGCGUCCUCCAGCUGCUCGGCUGGACGCUGGUGUGGAGCCCUUGGGGCAGCCUGCAGAUGGGAACCUCAAGAGCACUUCUGCAGCUCUUCCCCAGCCUCCUGCUCCUCAGCCACGUGGGCAUCGCAGGGGGCCUCCAACGGGCAAAUACUCAGGUGAAGGAGCAAAGACAUCCCUUGAAGGCUUGAAAACCCUACAGAUAGUGCUGAAGCAACUGGAAGGAGGCCAGGAUGUGGGCAAGGACAUCCGUGAGAACACUGACACUCGUUGGCAAGAGCUCUUCAACAUCAAGUUGCAGAUUGUGCAGUACCUGAAAGCAGUCUUUGUAGUCUGUGUAGUAGCAGCCACCUUUUUCCUGAUACUUGUAUUGGUGCUGUGCUGCACAGCAGCCUGCUACUGCCUGAAGAAAGCCAUGGGGUGAGUCGUGACUUUUAUGCCCCCCACUGCUUCCCUCCAGGGCUGCUCAAAGCCACGAAGCAUUUCUAGUCAGAGUGCUGUGGAGCAGUCACUUGGUGAUUGGGCAGAACCUGCCAGCUGCAGAUGAGGACUUGAGCAGCCUCCUCUCUCUACAGGAAACGCUCUGCAGAUCCAGGACACAAGCUGGAAACAGGCAGCUUCCUUUCCAGUCUGAAGAACAAGAGGAGCUCCCCUGACACAGCUCAAAUCUCAGCCAAAGAGCAGAUGCCAGAGCAGCCAUUGAAGACAGCACAAGUGGAGCAUCCACCCAGCCCACUGGAGACAGUGGCAGAGGAGCAGCCACGCAGAUCACAGGAGCCAGUGCCACAAAGGCAUCCAUCCAGCACACUGGAGACAGUGGCAGAGGAGAAUCCAUGGAGAUUACGGGAGCCAGUGCCACAAAGGCGUCCACCCAGCUCACUGGAGACAGUGGCAGAGGAGAAUCCAUGGAGAUUACGGGAGCCAGUGCCACAAAGGCGUCCACCCAGCACACUGGAGACAGUGGCAGAGGAGCAGCCACGCAGAUCACGGGAGCCAGUGCCACAAAGGCGUCCAUCCAGCACACUGGAGCCACCUCCAGAGGAGUAUCCACGCAGAUCAUGGGACUCAGUGCCACAGAGGCACCCACCCAGACCUCAGCACUCCAUGUCAGCCAGAUCCACGGUGGGGCCACCGAGCUCCCCGAGCAAGACCUUUCAGCAGCCCAGUCAGCAAUGGAGCCAUUCGGCAUCCUCCCACCGCACCAGUCAGCACAGCAACCGAGACUAAGGCUCCUCCUGUUUGUGCUGUGAAGAAAUCAAAGUGGGUUUGUGACAUGGCUUGGUGAGGGCUGCAAGGAAGAUUGGUCCAGUCUAAAGGUUUCUUCACAAUGGAGACAGAGGAGCCCUGUGAAACGGCAUUUGAAUGGAGAGUGCAGGGGACUGAUCCCCGUGGGGAGCAUCCACCCAGGACACCGAAGACAGUAGCUGUUGUGUUUGUGUACUACCUUUUACCUUGUGUAUUUCUGUCUGUAGCUGUAUAGAUUGCAAAUACCUGCUUGUAUGUUGUGCUAAGCUGUCACUAUAAAGCUUCAUUCCUUAAUUCCCA
This is a messenger RNA of Pogoniulus pusillus (Red-fronted tinkerbird), 2244 nucleotides long. RefSeq lists its product as uncharacterized. The transcript is spliced from 5 exons. Lineage: Eukaryota; Metazoa; Chordata; Aves; Piciformes; Lybiidae. The coding region runs from base 425 to 1123 and encodes 232 amino acids. The record is from RefSeq and is a predicted model, not a curated record.